GACGGCAGGCAGAGCAUGGACGCCAUGAAUACGCUCUUCUCCCAGAGCGACACGUCGCUGCUGACCUCGGCUUCGCCCGCCAUGGGGCCGUUCGGCAAGCAGCAGCCGGCCCAGCCGCAGGUGCCGCCUCAGCAACCGGGGGCCAUGUCGACCGGCGGACCGGACGAGACGAUGCGCAAGUCGGCGGGCGGGUACAUCAACGGACCGUUCUACGCUAUGAGGGAGCUGCCAGGGAGCACGGAUCUGACCGGAAGCACCAACCUCAUCACUCACUACAACCUGGAGCACGCCUACAACAAGUUUUGCGGGAAGAAGGUGAAGGAUAAGCUCAGCAACUUCCUUCCCGAUUUGCCAGGAAUGAUCGACCUGCCCUGCACGCAGGACAACAGCAGCCUCCGCUCCCUCAUCGAGAAGCCCCCGAUCUGUGGGAACUCGUUCACCCUGCUGACGGGAACUCUGCUCACAGGCUUCCGACUGCACACGGGCCCGCUACCCGAGCAGUACCGGCUGAUGCACCUGCAGCCCCCUCGCAAGAAGAACCGGCACCGUCACAGGCACAGCCGUGCCCAGGACCCCGUGCCCCCAGGUGAGCGCCGAUGGGACGGGGAGGUCGCCGUGCACUCCUGGUGAUAGGAUAGGGGAAAG
Hypanus sabinus (Atlantic stingray) is the source of this 645-nucleotide messenger RNA. RefSeq names its product mediator of RNA polymerase II transcription subunit 19-A-like. Gene Ontology annotation, molecular function: transcription factor binding; transcription coregulator activity. Gene Ontology annotation, cellular component: mediator complex. The record is from RefSeq and is a predicted model, not a curated record. Lineage: Eukaryota; Metazoa; Chordata; Chondrichthyes; Myliobatiformes; Dasyatidae. The transcript has 4 exons. Gene Ontology annotation, biological process: positive regulation of transcription by RNA polymerase II. The coding region runs from base 16 to 630 and encodes 204 amino acids.